Lampris incognitus (smalleye Pacific opah) is the source of this 582-nucleotide messenger RNA. It is a transcript of the gene tafa1a, whose product is annotated as TAFA chemokine like family member 1a. The transcript has 6 exons. Gene Ontology annotation, biological process: neuroblast differentiation; regulation of neuroblast proliferation. Lineage: Eukaryota; Metazoa; Chordata; Actinopteri; Lampriformes; Lampridae. Gene Ontology annotation, molecular function: receptor ligand activity. The record is from RefSeq and is a predicted model, not a curated record.
AUGUCCUGGCUGAUCUGCCUGUGCCUCUGGGUCAGUGUGACUGCUAUACAGCUGUGUCAGGCCACCUUCUAUGACACCAUCCAGCAGCACCUCACACCCAACGGUACAAACAUCUAACUGCUGGAGGGAGGCACGUGUGAAGUGAUCGCUGCACACAGGUGCUGCAACAAGAACCGCAUAGAGGAGCGGUCGCAGACUGUCAAGUGUUCCUGUCUGCCGGGCAAGGUCGCCGGCACGACCCGGAACAGACCUUCAUGUGUGGAUGCAUCCAUAGUAAUCGGCAAGUGGUGGUGUGAGAUGGAGCCAUGCCUGGAGGGGGAGGAAUGCAAGACACUCCCCGACAACUCAGGCUGGAUGUGUUACGCCGGGAACAAGAUCAAAACCACGAGGAACACCCAGCCGUACACGACAUCGACAUAUUAGCACUUUGGGGGCAGGGAGCCGAGGGAACGGCUCUGGUGCAAGGGUUUACUCACAGCACAGUCCCAGGACCAAUAACAACAAAGAUGCUCAACUUUUGCUGGCUUUAAAAGUGCAAAUACUCCCCAGAUUAAACGUGUCAAAAGAUGCAGAAUACAUACG